Messenger RNA from Parathielavia appendiculata, 1374 nucleotides. RefSeq lists its product as uncharacterized. The transcript has a single exon. Gene Ontology annotation, molecular function: NAD binding; D-lactate dehydrogenase (NAD+) activity. NCBI's taxonomy places the organism in Eukaryota, Fungi, Ascomycota, Sordariomycetes, Sordariales, Chaetomiaceae. The record is from RefSeq and is a predicted model, not a curated record. Bases 140 to 1198 code for a protein of 352 amino acids.
GGGGCACUUCCAGCUCUUCUUCUGAGCUUUCCUUCCUUGUUCUCGUUAGGUGCAUACUACUCGUACAGGAAGUUCCAACAACGGUCGACAAGUUCCUCACACAUAUCUCUGGAAAUACCAUCUUAAAUUCGCGGCCACAAUGAACAUCGCCGUCUUCUCCGCCAAGCCCUACGACCAGGAAUACCUCUCCCGCGCCAACGCCGCCCUCUCCUUCUCCUCGUCCUCUUCACAACCCCACAAGCUCACCUUCCACGAAUUCUCACUCUCCGCCGAGACCGUCCAGCUCGCCCGUGGUGCCGAUGCUGUCUGCGUCUUCGUCAACGACAUUCUCCCCUCCGCCGUCCUGCACGCCCUGCACGACGUGGGCGUCCGCGCCGUGCUCCUCCGCUGCGCGGGGUACAACAACGUGGACCUGGACGCGGCCGAGAAGCUAGGACUGUUCGUCGCCAACGUGCCGUCGUACUCGCCCGAGGCCGUCGCCGAGUUCGCCGUCGCGCUGAUCCAGACGCUCAACCGCAAGACGCACCGCGCCUACAACCGCGUGCGCGAAGGAAACUUCAGCCUCAAUGGCCUGAUGGGCCGAACGCUGUGCGGCAAGACGGUCGGCGUCGUCGGCACGGGCAAGAUUGGCGUCGCGCUGGCGAGGAUCCUCCGCGGGUUUGGCUGUCGCUUGCUGGCGUUUGACCCCUUCCCCACCGACGCGUUCCGCGACCUGGGCGAGUACGUCGAGCUGGACCGGUUGCUGGCCGAGAGCGACUUUGUCAGCCUGCACUGUCCCCUGACCGCGUCGACCAAGCACAUCAUCAAUGGCAAGACGCUCGGCAUGAUGAAGAAGGGCGCGAUGCUGAUCAACACGUCGCGCGGUGCGCUGGUUGAUACGAAGAGUGUGAUCGAUGCGCUCAAGAGCCAGCAUCUUGGCGGGCUGGCGCUGGACGUCUACGAGAAAGAGGGCUCGCUCUUCUACCAAGACCAUAGCGCCGAGAUCAUCCAGGACGACGACUUCAUGCGGCUGAUGACGUUUCCCAAUGUGUUGGUGUGCGGGCAUCAAGCCUUCUUUACUGAGGAGGCCGUCACAGAGAUCGCCGAGUGUACGAUGCGGAACCUGGAAGACUUUGCCAACCGAGUCCCAUGCAAGAACUCGCUGGUGAAACAGGGGCAUGUCUUAGCCAGGCGGGAAUCUCUACCCGUUCGGAUUUGAUGCGCUUGAUUGCUGAAACAGCUAGGCGGACAUUCUGGUAGGUUGUCGGAACUCAUAUAUGCUUGUUGGCGAUGUGGUUUGGCUCUCAUAUUCCCGGGCAUAUGUAUCCUGCAACCGGGCUCGGUCCUUCUUGAUGAUGUCACGGAAUCACUCUCCACUUAAUCCUGACGGCGUCU